AUGGGGAGUGUGCGAAGCCACCGUUACAGCAUUGUGUCCUCUGAGGAAGACGGCAUGAAGCUGGCCACUAUUGCCGUCCCCAAUGGUUACGGGAACGGCAAUGUCAACAAGGUGCACACGCAGCGUCAACAUCAGAGCCGCUUUGUCAGAAAGGAUGGCCACUGCAAUGUGCAGUUUAUCAAUAUGAGCGAGAAAGGCCAGCGGUACCUGGCUGAUAUCUUCACCACCUGCGUGGACAUCCGCUGGCGCUGGAUGCUGCUCGUAUUCUGCCUUUCUUUCCUGCUGUCGUGGUUGUUUUUUGGCUUCGUCUUCUGGGUAGUGGCCCUCUGUUACGGGGACUUAAAGAAUGACACUCAGAUGUGUGUUUCCAACGUGGACAGCUUCACCGCUGCCUUCUUGUUCUCAGUGGAGACCCAAACCACUAUUGGCUAUGGUUAUCGCUAUGUGAAGGAGGAGUGCCCCAUCGCCGUCUUUAUGGUUGUCUUCCAAAGCAUUGUGGGCUGCAUCAUUGACGCCUUCAUCAUCGGUGCCGUCAUGGCCAAGAUGGCCAAGCCCAAAAAGAGAAACGAGACCCUGGUGUUCAGCCAUUAUGCUACAGUGGCCAUGAGGGACGGUAAACUUUGCCUGAUGUGGCGCGUGGGGAACCUCAGGAAGAGUCACCUGGUGGAGGCCCACGUCAGGGCCCAGCUGCUCAAGUCCCGCACCACCGCCGAGGGAGAGUUUAUCCCUCUGGAUCAGGUAGACAUUGACGUGGGCUUCGACAGUGGCAUCGACAGAAUCUUCCUGGUGUCUCCAAUCACUAUUGUGCACGAGAUUGACGAGGACAGCCCUUUCUACGACAUGAGCAAACAGGAGCUGGAGACUUCAGAGUUUGAGAUCGUGGUGAUUCUGGAGGGCAUGGUGGAGGCUACGGCCAUGACCACUCAGUGUCGGAGCUCCUACGUGGCCAGCGAGAUCCUCUGGGGCUACCGCUUCGAGCCGGUGCUCUUUGAAGAAAAGAACUACUACAAAGUGGACUACUCUCGUUUUGAGAACACGUACGAGGUUCCCAGAACACCCCACUGUAGCGCCAGGGAACUAGCCGAGAAGAAGUCCAACGCCUCCAGCUCGAGGAACUCCUUUUGCUACGAGAACGAGGUGGCUCUCGAAAAAGUUGAGAGUGAGGAGGAGUUUGAUGUGGAGGAAAACAGGGAGAUGAGGCGCGUAGAGGCCUGUGCACUCGAGCACACGAACACAGAUGAGGUUUCAGACUCUGAGUGCAAUCUGGACUCUUUGCCUUUGGAAUCAAGGCCUUUGACAGCAGAAUCAGAAAUAUGA
Messenger RNA from Anoplopoma fimbria (sablefish), 1317 nucleotides. RefSeq names its product inward rectifier potassium channel 2-like. The transcript has a single exon. NCBI's taxonomy places the organism in Eukaryota, Metazoa, Chordata, Actinopteri, Perciformes, Anoplopomatidae. The record is from RefSeq and is a predicted model, not a curated record. Gene Ontology annotation, molecular function: inward rectifier potassium channel activity. Gene Ontology annotation, biological process: regulation of monoatomic ion transmembrane transport; potassium ion import across plasma membrane. The coding region runs from base 1 to 1317 and encodes 438 amino acids. Gene Ontology annotation, cellular component: plasma membrane.